AUGAUUGGAGGUGAAUAUAGCAACCCCAAGCCACUCGAACCCACCCAAAACUACCCCAAGCCGCCCAAAACUACCCACAGCAACCCCAAGCCGCCCAAAACUACCCACAGCAACCCCAAGCCACCCAAAACUACCCACAGCAACCCCAAGCCACCCAAAACUACCCACAGCAACCCCAAGCCACCCAAAACUACCCACAGCAACCCCAAGCCGCCCAAAACUACCCACAGCAACCCCAAGCCGCCCAAAACUACCCACAGCAACCCCAAGCCACCCAAAACUACCCACAGCAACCCCAAGCCGCCCAAAACUACCCACAGCAACCCCAAGCCACUCAAAACUACCCACAGCAACCCCAAGCCGCCCAAAACUACCCACAGCAACCCCAAGCCGCCCAAAACUACCCACAGCAACCUCAAGCCGCCCAAAGCUACCCACAGCAACCCCAAGCCGCCCAAAACUACCCACAACAACCCCAAGCCACCCAAAACUACCCACAACAACCCCAAGCCACCCAAAACUACCCACAGCAACCCCAAGCCACCCAAAACUACCCACAGCAACCCCAAGCCACCCAAAACUACCCACAACAACCCCAAGCCACCCAAAACUACCCACAACAACCCCAAGCCACCCAAAACUACCCACAACAACCCCAAGCCAUCCCAAAACCUUCAAGAAUUACGCAAGAAGAGAAAUAACAUAUUCACUCACUAUAUAAUGUUGGUGUUGUAUAAAG
Molecule: messenger RNA, 739 nt
Organism: Procambarus clarkii (red swamp crayfish)
Lineage: Eukaryota; Metazoa; Arthropoda; Malacostraca; Decapoda; Cambaridae
Source: RefSeq, a predicted model, not a curated record